Molecule: messenger RNA, 1595 nt
Organism: Cucurbita pepo subsp. pepo (vegetable marrow)
Lineage: Eukaryota; Viridiplantae; Streptophyta; Magnoliopsida; Cucurbitales; Cucurbitaceae
Product: UDP-rhamnose/UDP-galactose transporter 6
Source: RefSeq, a predicted model, not a curated record
UUUCUUACAAAUCAAAACACAUCCAAAAAAGAAGGGGAAGAAAAAGGAAAAGAAAAAAAAAACUCUGAAUCUCACAAACGCUAACUCUCAGUCAAUAAAAUCCAUACUCGUUCGAAAUCCUAACUCUGAGCUUCUCCAUUUCAAUCUGCCCUAACUGACCUCUCCUCUCUGUCACUCUUCCUCACCGUUUCUUCAGCCACACCGUGCGCUCAUGCUUCCAUCGAUUUGACGUAUAUCUCGUUACUUCUGCUGUAAACUAUGGAAUUUGUGUAGAUGCGAUCGAAUUUCAUGGAAGCUGAGGGAUAAAGGUUUUCGCAGAAGACAUAAAAGAAAAUUUUGUGAAAAUGGCUCCAUCUAGCAAAGCUGACAAGAAAGCGGCUGUAGAUGCAGCCGCUUGGAUGUUUAACGUUGUAACAUCUGUUGGAAUUAUAAUCGUGAAUAAGGCUCUUAUGGCUACGUAUGGCUUCAGCUUCGCCACAACUUUAACAGGUUUGCAUUUUGCGACAACCACACUGAUGACUGUUAUUCUAAGGUGGCUGGGGUAUAUUCAACCCUCCCACCUCCCUCUACCAGAGCUUCUAAAGUUUGUACUAUUUGCCAACUUCUCUAUUGUUGGAAUGAAUGUUAGCCUGAUGUGGAAUUCAGUGGGAUUUUAUCAGAUUGCAAAGCUAAGUAUGAUACCCGUCUCUUGCUUGUUGGAAGUGGUCUUGGACAAGAUUCGGUACUCCAGAGACACGAAGCUGAGCAUUGGAGUUGUUCUCUUGGGUGUUGGAGUAUGCACUGUAACUGAUGUCAGUGUUAAUACCAGAGGCUUUAUUGCUGCCAUUAUCGCCGUAUGGAGCACUUCUCUGCAGCAAUACUAUGUGCAUUUCCUCCAACGGAAGUAUUCGCUCAGUUCCUUCAACCUGUUAGGACAUACAGCACCAGCUCAGGCCGGGUCUCUUCUACUGAUCGGACCGUUUCUCGACUACUGGUUGACAACCAAAAGGAUAGACCAAUAUAACUACAACUUAGCCUCUACCAUAUUCAUAAUUCUGUCCUGCACCAUUGCCGUGGGGACCAAUCUCAGCCAGUUCAUCUGCAUAGGCAGAUUCACAGCUGUGUCAUUUCAAGUUCUUGGCCACAUGAAGACAAUCCUUGUCUUGGUAAUGGGAUUCUUCUUCUUUGGGAAGGAGGGGCUUAAUAUGCAGGUAGUUUUGGGAAUGAUAAUAGCUGUCAUUGGGAUGAUCUGGUACGGUAACGCCUCGUCGAAACCUGGUGGAAAAGAACGUCGAACCCACACGCUCCCGACGUCUAGACAACCGAAACAUGGUGGUGGUUUAACAGAUUCUACUGAACAUGAGGGGAAGGUCUAAAGGAGAGUUGGCUCAUUCCAUAAAGAAAAUUUUUAAUUUAAUUUGCUGAGUUUAGAAUGACGAUCCAUAUUUCUCAUAUUUAUUCAUCCCUCUAUUUCUCUAAAUUUCUUUUUUUUCUUUUCCAGAGUAUUCGAUUUCUCAGAGAGCGGCAUUGUGUAAUUCAGGAUAGGGAAGUGUUCUUGGAAUUUUCAUUUUUUCUUUAAUUGUUAUCACAAUCACAGCUACUACUAAUUUUGGCCA